GCUGUGAUGCUUGGGAGGGGUGGGGGGUUGGUGGGGCGAUGGGGCCCUGGUGCCUUGGGCCUCCUUCUCAGCAUGGCUUACAGAGAGGUUCCUAAACUCAUUUACCUAUUGCUGUGAGCACAUCACUCAAGGACACGCAUACAUUUUCUUUUUCAGAGAUGAUAUAGCCCAAAUUGAGAAAAGAAUUGGCAGGCCUCCCUCUCUACAUCACAACUAUCUCCUUUAGUGACGCACUCCUGGUCCUGAGGGAAAGAGGCAGGCCUGGACUGAUUUUCUUUCCCUUUUUUUUUUUCUCUUGAGACAGGGUUUUACUGCCAUUGUCCAGGCUGGAUUGCAAUGGUGUGAUCUCAGCUCACUGCAACCUCCACCUCAAGUAGUGAUCUUUCCACCUCAGACUCCCAUGUAGCUGGGACUACAAGCAGGCACCACUGUGCUCAGCUGAUUUUUGUUUUUGUAGAGACAGGGUUUCACCAUGUUUCCCAGGCUGGUCUUGAACUCCUGACCUCAAACAAUUCUCCCGCCUCAGCCUCUCAAAGUGCUGGGAUUGUAAUCCCACCAUACCUGGCCCCUUGACUGAUCUUUGAACACAAUGUCUCCCUCUGAAGGUGGGGCUGCCAAUUCCUCCCACCUCAACUAAGACAGUGUUGAAAUGCAGGGCAGAGGCCCAGCACGGUGGCUCAUGCCUGUAAUCCCAGCACUUUGGGAGGCCAAGGCAGGCAGAUCACGAGGUCAGGAGUUCAAGACCAGACUAACCAACAUGGUGAAACACUGUCUCUACUAAAAAUACAAAAUCAGCUGGGCAUGGUGGUGCAUGCCUGUAAUCCCAGCUACUCAGGAGGCUGAGGCAGGAGAAUCACUUGAACCCAGAAGGCAGAGGUUGCAGUGAGCUGAGAUCAUGCCAUUGCACUCCAGCCUGGGCAACAAGAGCAAAACGUCGUCUAAAAAAAAAAAAAAAAAAAGAAAGAAAUUCAGGGGCAGAGACAGCCCAGAGUACUUCCCAGUGGGGCAGAAUCCUGGGCCCAUAGGUUCCACGAGGACUCUGUGGCAAUUCCUCUGUACCUCCAUGUCUUGGAUUCCCCACCUGUUUUAUGAAGAGCUGGGGCAGCCCUGGUCCUGUGAUCUCAGAACUGAUGAAGGCUUAACAUGCCUCUCCUUUGAGGCCAGAGUGUUUUGUGGGAUCUGAAACAGUGCACAGGCGCCUCUGCCACCCCCAUCCCCAUCACCAGGUGAGGCCUUGGGCUCAGGGAGGUGGAACGCCUGGCCUGAGCCCCAUAGUGCAAGGUGGAAAACACAGCUCCAGGAGCUUCUGCCUUGGUGAGUGUGUGAGAGAGUCGCCCUCAGUCUUAGACUUUGAGAGGAGCCAGGAACACGUUUCAUGGACAAUUAUUUUGGCAGCUCCUUCUAAAACUAAGCCAGUGGGGGAUCAAUUAUGUGUGACAGAGACAUGGGCUAUGAUUUGAUGCCUAAUUAGAGGAAUAAUCAGAUCUCAUCCAGGCAGGAGGCACAGCGGAUGCUGGCAGCAGUGCUGUGGCUGGGGAAUGCCCAGUUCCAGGGGCUUCCCCUGUGUGGGGGCCAGGAACACAGUCCAGGGCCCAUCUGUACGCCACAGUCACCCCUCUCUACAGACUCAUCGUGAGCCGCAGCUCCGCUCAGAUGGCCCUGGGCCUUCUCAGGCCCUCUUCUCCACAUACAAGGAAUGCCUCUUGUUAGAGAUGGCAGCUCCCUUGUGUCCACAGCCCUGCUCUUUGAUGACUGGAGGUGGUCGUGCAGGUCCAAGUCCUCUCCCCGAACUCUGUCCUCAUGUUCAGAAGCCUAGCUCAAGUCCCUCCCAGCCACAGCAUUCUGGGGAGCUCACUCCCAGAAGCUGCCCUCAAGGGGUCCUCAGUCUACAGAAGAGGUAGAACAAGAACAGGGCAGUCAUGGAGGCAGGUGGAAGAACAAGAACUUGAGCUGGCGAAGUGAGACUACAGAUGUGGUACAGAGAGGGGGCAUCCAAGAGAGGCCAGGGAGGCCAGUGACUGGCAGGGAAGGUGACAGGACUUUGAGCAAGAUUAUGGGACCCUAGGAACUGUGCCCAGGUGCAAGGCCACAUCAAGGCCAUAUUCUGGGGCUGGGGAGGCCCCGAUAUAUAAAGGGCCAAAUAAUGCAGUGAAUGAUGAAGGCUGGAACCAGGGGCCGGGGCAGGGCUCAGGGCUGGGCUGGGUUGGUGCCACUGCCCAGCCUUGGGUUAGGGUAUCCUGCAAGGAGCUCAGACAGGCUAGGCGCAGGUGCUCAGUUCAGCAGGUGGAAGGCAUCAAGCAUGACCCAGCCUCCCACUCACAGCCUCACCUCCCGGCCUCCCAGCACCCAGCCCCUACCAAGUCCUCUUCCCUACACUACCCCUUAGGUAUUUUCCUCCUGCCCCUACCAGCGCCACAACUGCUCUUCCCUGUCCUUCCCAAUCGGGGAUCCCCAAGGUAGUUAGAAGGGUUACUCUCCAUCCCACUGGCCACUAAUAGGGGGUGGGUACCAAGUCCACCUGAGGACAAGGGAGUUUCCUGAGAUCAAGCAUCAAACUAGGCUGUCAGCCCUGCCUGGAGCCCAGAGGUGGACAGGAUGGGGAUGGGAUGGGCAGGGGCAGACAGCAGUCUUGGAGGGAUACCUCUCCCUGCCCGCUUCCUAUCCCAGGCAUAGUUCCUGUCUCAGAGGUCCCAGGUGUGUCUUCAGGCCAAAGGGCAGAGCACAGCAGACUGGGCCCUGAGCAUGUGACCAGGAGUCUCCUCACAUCCCUGGCUUCUGAACAAUGUGGAAAGCCACCAGCUCAUUCUUCUCCUCAGGAACCCGCAGUGGAACCUGGGCCAACUGCGCGCUGGGCCCCAGGGACCCAGACAGCCACUCACAUUGCAACCUCAUGAAUAACUCAGCACCUCCCUGCUGCCUCCAUCUCUGAGGAGCCCAUGGCCCCUGAACCAACUCCCCCUUCACCCCGCCUCUCAUUGCUUUAAAUUUUCAUAGGCUGAGGCUCAGUGACAAUGAGUGGCUCUAGGAAGCUGGGGCCAGAUGUCCUGGGCAGGGGAGCUGGAACUCUUCUGGGUGGAGGCUGGCAGGGAAGGAUCCCAUGGAACAGACCCAGCUCCCUAGAACUCUGGCAGCCAAAGCAGAGAUGUAGCCAGGCAGGAGUCCCAGAGUAGGCUUCUGUUUCAGAGGGCUUUAAGAGAGGAAGAGUAAACUGGGUGACCUGGUACAGAUCCCAGGUCAAGGUGGGACGGGAGGUUGCCUAGUAGAGCAGUGGGAUAGGACUGCAGAUAAAUCCCAGGGUUCCCUGCCUGGAAUCUUACUGCCCAGAAACUCCCACCCUGAAGUUGGAGCACCAACAUAGGACAUCCAAGAGCCCAGAAACUUCCAGGAUUUUUCUGGAGCCAGGCUGCACCGGCUGGAGGCAGUGCCCUGGUGGGCCUGCAUGGACAUCCCUAUCAGCAGCAGAGACUUCCGCUGCCUGCAGCUGGCCUGUGUGGCUCUCAGCCUGCUGGCUGGCAGCGUCAUCAUCGGCAUCUCUGUAUCCAGGGCUGCAGCUGCCAUGGGCGGUGUCUUUAUUGGUGCUGCUAGUCUGGGGUUCCUCCUCUUGGCCUACCCCUUCCUGAAGGCUCGGUUCAACCUGGAACACAUCCUGCCUACCACGGGGAGCCUAAGAAUCCAUCCCCAUCCGAGGCCAGACCAUGGGGAAGGAAGAUCCAGCACCAACGGCAACAAGGAAGGAGCCCGCAGCAGCCUGUCCACCGUGAGCAGGACCCUGGAGAAGCUGAAACCAGGGGCCUGAGGGGCUGAGGAAUGCUGAGGCAAAGGCUGAGAGGCUGCCCUGCCCAGCCUGCCCGUCUCACCUGCUGCCCCCAUCUCCGUGCCCUCUGGGGGUAGAAGACCCAAACCGUGCAUGAGCCAGGCCCUGCAUACCCCAGAGCAGCUGGGAACAGUGUGGAAGGGGACCUUUUGCACUCACCUAGCCAAGGCUCUCAGAAAUGGAUUCCACUGGCGUGGGCUGAGGCCCAGAGCAAAGUGUUACCAGACACCCCGACAGGGUUCCUUGUUUCAGGCUCCUGCCCUGCCUUUCUUUCUGGAUUGCAGCUCAGCUUUGUUCCCUGUUCAAUCUACUGACUGGUCUCUGAAAUUUGGCAUCCAAGACCCUGACUAUGACCAGGACGCCCCAGUCCCUUGCUCUAACCUGGCCACAGAAGUGAACCACAGGCUCACAAGAACCACUGACAGGGACUCUCCCUCCCAUGGCCUGGCCCUGGGGCUCUAGAGCUCACAAGCCCAAUAGAGGGGCUAGACAAGAUUCUUUUCCCAAUAUCAAAACUUCUGGCAGCUCCUCAGGGACAGGCUCUGAGCAGCAGUGAAUCAGAUGGGGGAGUUUGAGGGGGUUCCUGGUCACUGGAGAAGAGAGGCUCACAAAGGGACAGGCACAAACAACCUGCCCCCUGGGGGUCAGAGGAGGCUACUUCUCAGCUGAGCCCAGCCCGAGACCCCUGGUGUCUAACUCCACCACUCAAGACUUUUCUUGAUCUGACUUCUCUCUUCCCCCCAUUUUCUUGCUGCUCCUUGAACAAGCAAGCGAAACACAUUCCUGUCUCCAAGCCUUGCCCUGUGUUCCCCAGGGCCCUCCCUGCUUCUCUCUGCCUAUCAAACUCCCCACCAUUAAAGGCCCAGUUCAGAAAAUCUCCUACCCACAUGCUCUCCUCAUUCUCUUCCGCCAGCCUCUCUUGCCACCCUUCAGGCAGGGUUGAAGUCUUCCUUUUCACAAAACAAUUAUUAAGCCAUCUUAAGUCUUGUGAACGUUGCCCCUGCUCUAGUGCCUAGCACCAGACCAGUAGGUGCUUUAUAAAUGUUAAUGGCUUCAAUUUAAUGUAAAAACAAUUCCCUAGGCUUUCCCUGGGAAGCCACAUCAAAGUCCCAUCUCCCGUAGAUAGAGCAAGGUUUGGAGCGAGGAGACCCAGGUGUGGCCACAUAGAAAACAUUGCUCCUCCUCCACACCCGCAGCCUCCAGGUAGAGUUGUUUGACCUCUACAGAGAUACCCUCUCCACAUGGCCUCUCGCCUAGUUUAGUGAGCAAAAGACAAGCUAGAAAUAGUGUCCUUCUAGGAUCAGUGGAGACGGCACUUCCUCCUGGAAGCCCCCCUGACUUCCCUGUGCUUCCCAGGCCCAGGGUUUCUCUCCAUCACAGCCCAAUCACUCUGAGAGGUCCUGGUCUAUUGCCCCUCUUGAGAAUGGGAGCAGAGAGAGGGCCAGGCACCCAGAAGGCACCCCCGUGGAUGUUGGGAAACCAAAGUCUUCCAAAGCAGCAGAGUCCAUCUCAGAUGGAAAAGCUGAGGCCCCACUGGAAAAAGGACUCAUUGAGUCCCAUGGUGAAAAGUCACAGGGCCAGGCAUGCAGCCAGGUCUCCCAUCUCUCCCUAUCUAAGGCUCUAUCUUUGCUGUGCUCUGCGCAGGCGACAGGGAUCAGCUCCCUGACCACAGCAUGACAGACCUCCAUGAAGGGAAAUGCUGGCCAGGUGCAGAGACUUCAGUUCCUUCAGCUGGGAGAAGCAACCUCCUCUCCUUGAAUUCCCCUCGUCUCCACCGGCUCCUAAAUAUUCUCUGCCCCUUCUCCUUUCCUUCACCAUCAUCAUCAACAAUAACUCAGGCUGCUGGUCUCUCCUCAGUCAAUGAGGAGACCCUUUCUCCUAUAUGCCUUCGAUCCUCACCUCAGUGCCCCAGAGAUGCCCAGAGUGGAGGGGGUGGGAGUGGGGGCUGUGGAGCCUGAGCUGCGGGAAGGGCAGUGCCCUAUACCCUGCCCAUCAACCCCUCUCAACCACACUCUCCCCAGGGUGGGGCUGUGGAAUCCCUGAUGCUUGGACAGGCCAGGCUCAGAGAGGUGCUGGGGACCAGGUGAAAUAAACGGCAAGAGCUACGUCCACUGGGGAAGAACCGUGUGAGGCGUCAAAGGACCCUUAAACUGGAUAGGAAUUCUUGAGCCUGGGCUUCUAGUUCCUCUCUUUUCCCUGCCAUGGGCUUCCUGAAAUAUCUUCCCUCCAGCCCAAGUGAAUGUCCCAGUACAUCUUC
This is a messenger RNA of Callithrix jacchus (white-tufted-ear marmoset), 6071 nucleotides long. NCBI's taxonomy places the organism in Eukaryota, Metazoa, Chordata, Mammalia, Primates, Cebidae. The record is from RefSeq and is a predicted model, not a curated record.